This is a messenger RNA of Phytophthora nicotianae INRA-310, 504 nucleotides long. RefSeq lists its product as hypothetical. The record is from RefSeq and is a predicted model, not a curated record. The transcript has a single exon. Bases 1 to 504 code for a protein of 167 amino acids. NCBI's taxonomy places the organism in Eukaryota, Oomycota, Peronosporomycetes, Peronosporales, Peronosporaceae.
AUGGCACAUUCGGCAGUAAAAUUCAAGUGGAUGUGGGAGGAGGUCAGUAGCCACUUUGCUCGCGCGGAAGCCGGAAUCGUGGUGUCGGGCCAAGGUAGUGCCGAUUCUGGGCUUCUGCGACGGCCGUUCAGACGUAUACUAUCUCGACAGAUGGUGCAAGCGCCGCCAUGCCGGGAGUUCUGCGCGGCAAAUGUGUACUCGGGCGAUGACGACGAUUCCACCCUAGAAGGUAACAGGGCCCAGACAAAAGCGCGCAUCCGCAAGCGCCAGAGGGGAGCGCAUGCAGCGAGGUUUUUCUCGCUACACGACAGAACCGAUACGCUGGUUGCUUUCGAUAUGAGUAAGCACAAGAAAACACUAGGAAAGAGCAGCAAAGUUGUACAUUCAGGAGCAGUGGGCUGCCCAAAAACAUUCAAUGCUGUCAGCUAUGCUGGCGUGUACCACAGCAGCGAUGAUCGAACUGCUGGAGACACGUCGCGUCGUGUACAACGAACAAGCUCUUGA